AUGUUGAUAUUUCUACUCUUUCUGCCUUUUGUCUUCGGGCAACAGUCAUGGGUUCCUUGUUCAGAACUAAACGACGAUUUAAGGUAUCCCUGCCGGUGUAGGGUUCAAGUGGACAGAGCAUUGCAACUUCGAAUUCUUAUGAACUGUGACAGGGUGGUUUUCGGUGGAGAUUUUCCACCCUUACCGUAUGGAGCACCCAUUGUCUCGUUCAGCCAGCAAUGGGCUGGUCAGCAGUCACUUCCGACACAGAUAUUUUCAUCAUAUGGGCUUCCUUUAAAGGAGUUAGAUUUUUCUCAUAACAGCCUUCGCCGUUUGCCCGACAGACUAUUAGCGGGGAUACGAGGGAACAUAACGAAAUUAGUUUUAGCAGAUAAUUUGCUUGGUGAUAACCUGAAUCCAAUAUUCUCUACUGCAGAAUUUCAUAAUUUGCCAAAUUUGGAAGAGCUUGACUUAAGUGGAAAUAAUAUUCGAGGUCUAGAAGAAGGAUUGUUAAUUGGGUGUGAUGUUUUAAAGGUAUUACGCCUCGACCGUAACAAUAUGAAUUUCGUUCCAUCUUCUUCACUCAAUGGGCCGCAGUCAUUAAAAGUUCUUUCGCUCAGGGAAAACAGAAUAGGUACAAUAAGGCAAGCGACGUUUGUGUCACAGAAGACGUUAGAGGAAAUUGAUUUGCACGGUAACAUGAUUUCAACUAUCGAAGGAGGAGCUUUUAUCAGCUUGAGUGAAUUACAAAGCCUCGAUCUUGGCCGAAACAGGCUUUCAAAGUUUAACAGCGAUGUCUUUCAGGGAAUCGAAAACUUGGAGAAAUUAGAUCUUUCCGAGAACUUUAUAGCAGAUUUCCCGACUGUAGCCCUCAAAUCUUUCUCGGGCCUUAAGCAUGUUAACCUAUCUAGCAACAUGAUAUCGAACAUGGAUCCGAGUCAUUUGAACUCGUUAACCUCAUUGCAAGUCUUGGAUUUGAGUAGGAAUAAUUUAGUGAAGCUAUCGCCUGGUACUUUUGUUGGUCUCACUGAUUUACGUUAUUUGGAUGUGGGAGUCAACUCCUUACGAACUGUAGAAGACGACGCGUUUGAUGGUUUAACAAGUCUCCAAACCCUUCUACUUAGAGAUAACAAUAUACUUUUAAUUCCUGCAACAGCUUUAUCACGUUUACCAAGUCUUACAUCUAUCCACUUAGGUUUUAAUCGAGUAACUGCACUUUCAAGUGAUAUUUUAAGAGCAGUUUCCGAUAGAAUUCGUUCUUUGGUCCUUUCGCGUAAUGUUAUAAGAGAAUUGCCACCAGCUGCUUUUGAGCACUUCAAAAAUUUACAGCAUUUAGAUUUGUCAGGUAAUCUUUUAAACUCUAUAUCAGCUGAUGUUUUUAGUGGAUUGGAAACCAGUCUAGAAUUUUUAUCUUUAAAUCAAAAUAGAAUUUUGGGUUUCACAGGCGAACAGUUGAAAUUUGUUAGUCUUUGGUUUCUGGAUAUAUCAGGAAAUCAAAUUUCAGAAAUUCCUGUCAACGCUUUUCAAUCUAUUCCAAGUUUAACGCAUUUAAACAUGAGCCAUAAUUUACAUAUCAGUGUUUUACCACAAAAUGUCUUCAAUCAAAAUGAUGCCUUAUUAUCAAUCGAUAUCAGUAAUGUAGGAUUAAAAGCCCUCCCUGUUAAUUUAUUUUCUAAAACUCAUAAUCUCCAACAAAUCUAUCUAUCUCAUAACUACUUGCAAGAAAUAUCUGAGGGUACUUUUAAAAAUCUUAAAAAUUUAACUCAUCUUGAUCUUUCAUAUAAUAACAUUGUAACCAUAAGAACACCUGCUUUUGUUAACGUUAUGUCAAUUCAAUACUUAUCGUUAAAAGGAAACCAAUUAAAUGCAUUCAAAGGAGAGUUCUUUAAUACGGGUACGAGCUUAGAAAUAAUAGAUGUAUCCGAUAACCAAUUAAGUUACUUAUUCCCAUCUUCAUUCAAAAUACAUCCUCGCUUACGAGAGAUAAUACUCACAAAUAACAAGUUUAACUUCUUUCCAUCAGAAUUAAUAAGCACUUUACAAUAUUUAGAGUUAGUAGAUCUAUCCGGAAAUGAUUUAAAAAAUGUAGAUGAAUUAGAUUUUGCUCGUCUCCCAAAAUUAAGGACUAUUCUACUCGCAAGAAAUGAAAUAGAAACUGUAAGCGAAAUGGCAUUCCAUAACUCGACGCAAAUCCAACAUAUAGAUUUAUCGUAUAAUAAAAUUGAUCGUUUAGGUGAUAGACUCUUUGAAGGACUAAUUAGACUGGAAGUUCUAAAUUUAGCUGGCAAUCUAUUAACUGAACUACCGGAUACUAUAUUCGAUAGGUCUAGGAUUCAUAUGCUUGAGUCAAUAAUUCUUAGUCAUAAUUCUUUUGAACAAGCUCCUUUGAAAGCUUUACAAAAACAAUACUUUUUUGUUUCAUCUGUAGACUUAUCUCACAAUGAUAUAGUAGAUAUUCCCGCUGAAGAUAGUGUUAUGGUUAAUAUAAAGAAACUAGACUUAUCUUUUAAUCCUUUAUCUGAAAAAACUAUAAAUAGUGUUUUGACAGAGCCAAAAACUGUGAGAGAUUUAAACUUAGCGGGAACUGGAAUGAAGUCAGUUGGUCAACUUGAAACACCAUUUUUAUAUAAAUUAAAUGUAUCAUAUAAUAACAUAUCAAAAUUAACUGAAAAGACUUUUGCUAGAACUACUUUAUUGGAAUCAAUAGAUCUUUCACACAAUCAAAUUGGUGAUAUAUCUAAUUCACUAGCAAUUUCUUGGCCAAAACUUAAAAACCUUCAAAAAUUUAAUAUUUCUGAUAACCCUAUAAUAAUGGUAUUAGAAGGCAAUUUUGAGGGACUUUCGUCACUACGUAUUUUAGAUAUGAGAAAUUUAGAUAAAUGUACAAAAAUUGAAAAGAGUGCCUUUAGAACAUUACCUAACCUAGUGGAAUUAAGGGCUUAUGGUUACCCAAGAUUAGGUUAUUUUGACGUACAAGGUGCACUACAGUAUGUAUUAGCUCUUGAAAAAUUAGAUGUAGAGGUAAAAGAUACAAACAUUGGUGCGGAUCAGCUCCAUUCAACGUUACACCCACGUUUAGAAGAAUUAGGCCUAAGAGGUAGUCGAUUAAAAACUGUUUCCUCAGGAGUACUUGCUGGUCUUAAAGCGCCAUCGAUAAUUGUACGACUCCGCAAUACAUCAGUCUCAAGUCUGCCCCCAGCAUUACUAUUUCCGUUGCCACGUUCAUCCCAAAUAACAAUAGAUGUUGGUGGAAGUCAAUUAACUACGCUACAACCUCCGUUACUGGUGGCACUUGACGAUCGACGAGCAGAUUUAUCAAUGUUUGGUUUAGAUACUAAUCCUAUUCGAUGUGAUUGUAACUCAAGAGCCUUACGCCGAUGGAUACCGAAUGUUGGUAUAGAAGAUGUUCGAUGUAGUUCACCUGAUCAUCUUUCAGGAUAUUUGCUUGUCGAAAUAGGAGAUGAUGAGUUAUCUUGUGAUAGUAAAAGAAAAACUACAGCAACGUCGUCAUCUAGUAUCUCUACUCCACCACCUCGUCUAGUACACCGUACGUCUGCAGAGCCAGAUAUAAUUUGGUCGGUUGCACCAUCGCAUGAGCGGCCAAAAGUUGCAGGAGAACCAAAAGGAGCUCCAGUUCUCGGUGUGGCAACGUCUAAUAAUGAUGAUAAUUUAAUAAUUGGGAUAGUCGGUGGAGUUGUCGCUUUUAUUGCCAUUCUUAUUGUAGCAAUAUGCAUUGUUCGUUUACGAAUGACGACGACUUCGUAUAGAGGUGGCCCUCUAGCCAAUAGUCCUGGGGCGGGAGGACCACCAAUGUGGGGUGCGGCGUGGCCAGGCUAUGCAGGCACAUUGCCUCCUCCCUCAUUGUCAACCGCAACCUUGCCACAUAAAGUGCAGUCUGGCCCUGGCUCAGUGCGUUAUUUAGCACCACCCCCGCCAGCUCCAUACUUUAUAAGCUUGCCACCGCACGACGAUAAAAUUUAUCGG
Molecule: messenger RNA, 3963 nt
Organism: Brenthis ino (lesser marbled fritillary)
Lineage: Eukaryota; Metazoa; Arthropoda; Insecta; Lepidoptera; Nymphalidae
Source: the annotation of a GenBank genome assembly